This is a messenger RNA of Equus quagga, 2129 nucleotides long. Its product is annotated as isopentenyl-diphosphate Delta-isomerase 1. The transcript has 5 exons. Gene Ontology annotation, cellular component: cytoplasm. The record is from RefSeq and is a predicted model, not a curated record. Gene Ontology annotation, biological process: isopentenyl diphosphate biosynthetic process; isoprenoid biosynthetic process. Gene Ontology annotation, molecular function: isopentenyl-diphosphate delta-isomerase activity. The coding region runs from base 119 to 1000 and encodes 293 amino acids. NCBI's taxonomy places the organism in Eukaryota, Metazoa, Chordata, Mammalia, Perissodactyla, Equidae.
GACCGGGAGGUGGUCCGGCGGCCCGCGGUCCGGGUGGCAGACCUCGCGUGCACAGGGCGUGGCGCCACCGCGCCACCGUGAUGUCAGGCGCGGGCCGGCGCGCGAUUGGCCAGCCGGCAUGUGGCGCGCUCUGGCGCGGGCGCGGGCGGUUGGGCUGUGGGCCCCUGGGGGCGGGGCGGGGGCGUGGGGGCGGGGCCUGCGGGAGGGGCGGCGGCGGCCGGCGGCCGGCGCUAAAGCUGGAGUGUCCGCGGCGGCGCGGGAGCGCUGCGACGGCCGACGCCUGAGCUUCCCGGGACGGACCAGCCCCGCCGCAGCGAUGCCCGAGGUGGACACCGGCCGCCUCGACCCGCAGCAGGUGCAGCUCCUGGCGGAGAUGUGCAUCCUCAUCGACGAGAACGACACCCGCAUCGGGGCGGACACCAAGAAGAACUGUCACCUGAACGAGAACAUCGAGAAAGGGCUGCUGCACCGGGCGUUCAGCGUCUUCCUGUUCAACGCCGACAACAAGCUCCUGCUGCAGCAGCGGUCCGACGCUAAGAUCACCUUUCCGGGUUGUUUUACCAAUACCUGUUGUAGUCAUCCGUUAAAUAAUCCAAGAGAGGUUGAAGAAAAUGAUGCAAUUGGAGUAAGACGAGCAGCGCAGAGGCGUUUAAUGGCUGAAUUAGGAAUUCCCAUGGAACAGGUUCCUCCAGAAGAAAUUAAUUACCUAACACGAAUUCACUACAAAGCUCAAUCUGAUGGUAUCUGGGGAGAACAUGAAAUUGAUUACAUUUUGUUUGUGAGGAAGAACGUGACUUUGAAUCCAGAUCCCAAUGAGAUUAAAAGCUAUUGUUAUGUGUCCAAGGAAGAACUAGAAGAGCUUCUGGAAAAGGCAGCCAGUGGUGAGAUUAAGAUAACUCCGUGGUUUCAAAUUAUUGCAGAGACUUUUCUCUUUAAAUGGUGGGAUAACUUAAAUCAUUUGAAUCAGUUUGUUGACCAUGAGAAAAUACAUAGAAUGUGAAUGUGGAGAUGAAUGAUUAGUAAAGUACUGAAAAACUUCUGUAUGUAGUAAACUUAAAAUUUUUUUAAAUUUUGUUCCCCAUUAGAACUCUCAUUUGAAACAUUGAUACAACCAGUAUUUAUGUGGAAAAUACAACCAAAUUUUUAAUUUUGUAUCACACAACCUAUAUGUGUGCACUGCUAUUUGCAAAAGACAUUUAUGAGAGAUUAUUGUAAAAGAGAGCAAAUAAAUUUGUCUAAACACAGAUCCUGACAAAUUUGAAUAAGUGAAGCUCUUCAUUUUUGAUAUGUUGUGAUAAACAUUUUCAGAACUCUUGUAGAGCACCUUGCUCUUCACUAGGCUCUUUGCUUUCUAUAUCAUUAGCUUUUAUCAUAGUCUAGAAAAAUGUGCAAUGGAAGCCAUGUGCUUAGCUACGUCAAAGCAGUCCAAAUUAACUUUCCAUGUUAACAUAUUAAACUGGUAGAACAGGUUCAAGGGAAAUUAAGGUAGCAUGUAUCCUGAUUUCUGUCACUCUGAGUUGCUUUUGUGGUUUAAGCAUUCUGGAAGUAUCAUUUUGACACUUAAAGUCAAACAUUGCUUUUAGAAAUAUUGGCAGAUUAAAUCUUUUAAAUAGUCUUUGCCAAUUAGUAAAGUCUGUGUUUUCAAAAUUACGAUGGACAGACUAUUUGUAAAAUGAAAAUUGGGUUGAUUGGGUCAUACUUUACAACAGGAUUUCUUAACUUUGGCACUGUUGCCAUUUGGACUGGAUAAUUCUUUGUUGUUGGGGUUCAUUCUGUGCAUUGUAGGAUGUUUAGCAGCGUUCCAAGGUUCUACCCGCUGAAUGCCAUUAGCACCCCUUCCCCAUGACACUUGCAAUGGCACCAGAUGCCACUUGUCUCCUGGAGGGCACAGUUGUCCCUGUGUGAGAACCACUCUUCUACAAAGUCAGGCCAUAUUGUAGGGGGAAAAAGAUUUACAGGCUAAUGUUCAUGUUAAAUAGAUUUUGGUUAUGGAAUAUGUGUCUAUUAAUAUUUAAAUUGUAUCUUGACUAAUGGACUUUUUAAAACUCUUGCCGUAGAUAGAUUUCUCAAAUUUGAUGUCUUAAGACAGCUAUGUUAUCCUUGAAUGCAGUAUAAUAAAAAAUAAUGAA